Molecule: messenger RNA, 408 nt
Organism: Zymoseptoria tritici IPO323
Lineage: Eukaryota; Fungi; Ascomycota; Dothideomycetes; Mycosphaerellales; Mycosphaerellaceae
Exons: 2
Coding region: 1-408 (135 amino acids)
Source: RefSeq, a predicted model, not a curated record
AUGCCUUCCAUCAUCACUGCACUCCUCACCCUGGCUCUGCCUCUCACCACCCUUGCCCUCCCUUCCGCCCUGGGCGACGCCUCCAAAGCUCCCACCGUCAUCGUCGCAAUCGAAGCAACUUGGGACCACUCCGGCACACCUUGCAACCAAUCCUACGCCUUCGACUUCAACUACCCACUUAACAUCAAAGGCCUCAAGGACGUGCAAGCUCUCUACCUGGAGCACACCAAGGGUCUGAAAGGCAAGGUGGUGUGCAAGCCACACUGGACCGACAAGAAGGGUAACUCGGUGGUGGGACUGUUCUUGACGAAGAAGACGCCUAGCCGGCUGCUGGAUAUUGCCGGUGGAUCGGAGUAUCAGAAGGCAUCAGAUUUGAGUCUGAAGUGCUCAGACACACGAGACAUUUAG